CCAAGUAUAUUUCAGUCUUUCGAUAAUUUCAGCCACCGUCGGUUGUGUAUCUCUAUCCCCCUGGUUACACGUUCCGCGGAUGUGAAUGUUCAGUCCACCUCGAAUUUCUAAACAUACAAAACCUAUACUAAGUGAUUCGAAUACAAUGAAAAAAUCAUUCCGAUCGAUUUGUGUGCGUUUUCAAGAAGAAAAAAAGAUGUGAUUCUUAGUUUUUGAUAUUAAGAAGAUAUUCUAUCCACCAAGUGAAGUUUUGGAGGAAAAUAAUUUAAAAAAAAAUUGUGUGUUGGCUGUUUACUUCUUUUUAUUUGGAUGAAAACAAUAUUUUAAUUUCAUACUUUCAAAAUUAAUUCAGGAUUCAACCUUCAUUUACUGACCUCCAUUCGAAAAAAAAAAUAAAAAAAAAAUAAACCUCUAAAAGAAAAUGUCUGCCAAUUUAAAAAGAAAAAGCAAGAAGUGAAGUGUUUAUUUAUGCUAAUAAAAAUCUUUGUAUUUAUUAUUCGGCCUUUAAAAAGUUAACAGAAAGUUAAGACAUACAAAAAAAAUAAUAUCAUACUGUGCGUAUACCAAACAUGAUAUAAAUAAUGUCCACCAUGCUGGCGGACUAUAGUGUGUAAAAACCGUGUCUAGAUUUUCAAAUUAUUGCAAAACAGUUGACAGUGUUGCCAAUCAGAAAAGAAAAAAAAUAUCAAAGGAAAUUAACCCCAUAGAAGUUUAUUUAUGAUCAAAAUUGAGAGGUUUUAAAUAAUUUAUUAUGAUUUGUGCAAUAAAUUUACUCGUUUGAGUUCUGUAACAUUUUGAACAGAGCCAAUCAAACGAGCACACACUAUGACAGUAUCCUAUUCAGGUGAAGUUCCAAAUGGAAGCAGCUUUGGAUGUUUUUGGAAGAUUUUGUGGAAAUGGCGCGGCAGUGUCUACAAAUUAGUGUGGCGUGAAUUGGUUGCUUAUUUAUGUUUAUAUUAUACCAUUAACUUAGUCUAUAGAUUUGUACUUAAUGAUUACCAACAACAACUAUUUGCCAAAAUCCGAGUUUACUUCGGUGAACAGAGUGAAACCAUCCCGAUGUCCUUUGUCCUCGGGUUCUAUGUAAGUCUGGUGGUUAAGAGAUGGUGGGAGCAAUACAGAUUACUGCCAUGGCCAGAUACUCUUGCCCUAUUCAUAAGUGCUGCAAUUCCUAACUCCAAUGGAGGAAACGAGACAGGGCGAUUGAUGCGCCGUAAUAUUAUGAGGUACAUGGUCUUGGCUUAUGUCAUCACCCUGCAGCGAAUUUCACUUCGCGUUAAGAGACGCUUCCCAUCGACACAGCAUCUUGUUGAUGCUGGGCUAAUGCACGAGAGCGAGAUGAAAAUCUUCGAGACCAUGAACGCCAAGAGUCCCAUGUCCAAGUACUGGAUGCCUCUUGUGUGGGCGACAAACAUCAUUAAUCGUGCACGCAAAGACGGUCUGAUCUCAUCGGAUCACAUUGUUCAGACAAUUCUGGUUGAAUUGUCUGACAUCCGACGAAGGCUUGGCGGCUUGAUUGGCUACGAUACGGUCUGCGUGCCAUUGGUAUACACUCAGGUUGUCACAUUGGUGUUGUAUAUUUAUUUUAUAGCCGCUGUUGUGGGCAAACAAAUGCUCCCGAAUAUGCCACCUCGAAAUGGAAAAGCCGAUACUGACUUGUAUUUUCCACUCUUCACAGUUUUACAAUUCGUGUUUUAUGUGGGAUGGCUUAAAGUUGCAGAAGUGCUAAUUAAUCCAUUUGGAGAAGAUGAUGAUGACAUUGAGCUUAAUUGGCUUAUAGAUCGACACAUUAAGGCUUCCUACAUGAUUGUUGAUGAAAUGCACGAGGAACAUCCUGAACUCCUGCGAGAUCAGUACUGGGAGUGCGUUGUACCGAAGGACUUGCCUUACACUGUGGCUUCGGAACACUAUCGACGCAACGAGCCUAAGGGAUCUGCUGAAAAAUACAAAGUUAAAACUGCUGACGCCAUGUACGCGAACAUCAUGCCUACCAAGCGUAACAUGCCCGAUGACGUCUAUGCAGAUUAUGAAAGUGUCGAUACUCCAAUGGUUGAGCGACGCAAAAACAACUGGCUCACGCGUCAACUAUCCCGUAUGGGUUCGAUGCGAAGUCAGUCCACCGCAUACUCCUCUGGAGGCACAGCGUUUAAUCGAAAUCGUUUGAAUUCAGUUUACUCCAGUCCAGAGUCUGGCCUGCCUCUAGCAAUUUUACAACAACAGCAGCAUCAGCAGCUGCAAUCGAAGCCGAGCUUCUAUGAGAAGUUUGUCCAUCGGAAGUCAUUGCGUGCUCAAAAGCAACUAAAGCAAAAUACAAGGCUUAAUGUGAAUGGCCUUAACGUGGCUGUGCCCAAAAACAGACCUCGCAUUCCAACACCCGACGUUACAAAGGAAGGUGUAGAAAAAGAAAGUAAACUUAUCUUCACGCCUGGGUCGACGGGAACAAGUACUUCCGGAGCUAGUGGAGUUGAACUUGUGGCGUCACAUUUGACGUCAUCCCAUAACAUGUAUCCAUAUCCAAGUGGACAGGAUGGUCAAGUUCUUGGAACUCUUCUCCUCUCACCAAUCAAAGAGAUGGAUAGUUGUUCAUCGAACAACACCCUCAUUCCAGGACAUCCAGCAACUGCUGCACUUGCCCAAGCUGUUCUGCCGAAGAAUCUCCAGGAUGUUAAUUUCGGAACUGUUUCCUUAAGUCCUUCAAAUCUACCGGUGACAACACUGUCAUUCCCAUUCACAGUGACUACAUCAACGUCCGAUUCAAUGCCGUCGGGAACUUUAAAUAUAGUUUCCAUGCCUCAGAUAACCACAACAAAUGCCGUGUUCGAUACCAACGAAAUGAUGUCGUCUAUUCCACUAGCCCUGACCAUUCCACGAUCGGUUUCAGCUGUUUCAGUCACGGAAACAGCUCGCGAUCCAUCGAAUAAUAGAUUCCUCACUGUGAAGAAUGAAAAUCACACACCAAUCUCGCGAACGAGUAGUUUCAAUGAUGCCUUCAUUAGAGAUUCUUAUGUACUCGAGCGGAAGCUCUCUCAAAGAUCACUCAAUCAACCAAUCGAAAAUCGAAAUAAUUCCUCGAAUCCUCAAAUUUCAACAAGCAACGGCAAUAGCCUUAUGCCAAAUCCUUCUAACGAAAAUUCAACUUCGGCUCCAACAACACUUACAAAAGGAACACCCGAAGCCAAAAAUGGGGAAGUUUAUGUUUAAAAUGUAUUCAAAAACGUAUAUAUGUAUUUCGAUUUCGAAUAUUGUAAAUAUCCAUAGUUUAGGGAGAUUUUGUAAAUUUCAAAAGAACUCUCCUAUAGCUAUUGUUAACUUUUUUUUUACAAUAAUUAUUUAAAAUUCUUGUGAUAUUUUCAAAAUAUGCUGGCAUAAGACAAAACGUGCGUUAGGGUUAUUUUAUAUACAAAUGUUAUUUUGUCUUCUCGCUAUUGUUUUAAUCUUUUAAACAUGAAUCUCGAAAUAUUAAAAAAUGUUCUUUAUAUUUUAGGAAAUAUGCAGAGUUAGCCAUAAUAUUUUUGUUUUCGUUAGCAAUAAGACUUGUAAUAUGAAUGUGUACAUUUUAAAACAUUUAUUGUAAAAAUAUUUGACGUAGAUAUUUUAUUAGUUAACUAUAAAAAAUGUAUUUAAAUUUAAAUGAAGAAAAAAUAAAGUUGAUUUAAUUAGAGAUGAGAAAUCAAAAA
This is a messenger RNA of Eupeodes corollae, 3677 nucleotides long. RefSeq names its product bestrophin homolog 15 (gene Best2). The transcript has 11 exons. Gene Ontology annotation, molecular function: chloride channel activity. Bases 826 to 3201 code for a protein of 791 amino acids. The record is from RefSeq and is a predicted model, not a curated record. NCBI's taxonomy places the organism in Eukaryota, Metazoa, Arthropoda, Insecta, Diptera, Syrphidae.